Messenger RNA from Amphiprion ocellaris (clown anemonefish), 1684 nucleotides. RefSeq names its product threonyl-tRNA synthetase 2, mitochondrial (gene tars2). Gene Ontology annotation, molecular function: ATP binding; threonine-tRNA ligase activity. Lineage: Eukaryota; Metazoa; Chordata; Actinopteri; Pomacentridae. Gene Ontology annotation, cellular component: cytoplasm. The transcript has 13 exons. The record is from RefSeq and is a predicted model, not a curated record. Gene Ontology annotation, biological process: threonyl-tRNA aminoacylation. The annotation marks the transcript as partial.
UCUCCAGAUCACAAUAAUAUUUCAUUAAAACAGAGCGUUUCGGUGUGUUUUUUGUUCUGUUCUGUUCUAUUCUGUUCUGUUCUGUUCUGUUCUGUUCUAUUCUUUUCUUUUCUUUACUAUUCUGUUCUGUUCUAUUCUGUUCUGUUCCAGAGCAGUGAUCUGAGGCUGCAGCUUAUUGAGGAACAGAUGAAGGAUUCUGUUACCAUCUACAGGUGUGGAGACGGUGUCGGGGUCUCCAGCGGCCCCCUUCUCCCCCACACAGGAAUCCUCCAGGUGUUCAGGAUGCUGCAGCUCUCCUCGGUGACUCUAUCCAAUCAGACGGCGCCGUCGGGUCUGACUCGGCUCUCAGGUGUGGCGUUUCCAGGUGAGAAGGAGGUUCAGGAGUGGGAGAAGGAGCAGGAGGAGGCGAGGAGGAGGGACCACCGACGCAUCGGGAUGGACCAGGAGCUGUUCUUCUUUAACGACGUCAGUCCAGGAAGCUGCUUCUUCCUGCCUAAAGGAGCUCACAUCUACAACACUCUCACCGACUUCAUCAAGAGUGAGUACCGGCGGCGAGGCUUCAGCGAGGUCGUGACCCCGACGCUCUACAGCACGGCAUUAUGGGAACGUUCGGGUCACUGGGAGCACUACAGCGAGAACAUGUUCACCGUGGCAACGGAGGGAUCGCAGCGCUAUGCCCUAAAACCCAUGAACUGCCCCGCCCACUGCGUGAUGUUUGAGCAGAGGGUUCGCUCGUGGAGGGAGCUUCCUCUGCGAUGGGCUGACUUCGGGGCUCUGCAUCGGAACGAACUGUCUGGAGCUCUGGGAGGUCUGACUCGGGUUCGCAGGUUCUGUCAGGAUGACGCUCACAUCUUCUGCACACCUGAGCAGCUGGAACAGGAGAUCGUGUCAUGUCUGGAGUUCAUCCGGAGCGUCUAUCGGGUGUUUGGGUUUUCCUUCCACUGCCUGCUGUCCACCCGGCCGACGCCGUGCCUCGGAGAGCCGGAACAGUGGGACGAUGCUGAGCAGCAGCUGAAACGAGGCCUGCAGCAGUUUGGAGAACGUUGGGAGUUGAACCCUGGAGACGGAGCUUUCUACGGACCAAAGAUUGACGUUCAGAUCAGAGAUGCUCUCGGCCGGCAGCACCAGUGCGCCACCAUCCAGCUGGACUUCCAGCUACCGAUCCGGUUCCAGCUUCAGUAUGUCGGGUCUGACGGAGUUCUGCACCGACCAGUGAUGAUCCAUAGAGCUGUUCUAGGAUCAGUGGAGAGGAUGAUCGCUAUCCUGGCAGAGAACUAUGGAGGGAGAUGGCCCCUGUGGUUGUCUCCAGCUCAGGUCUCUGUGGUUCCUGUAGGGGGCAGCAGCGAGGCGUACGGCCAACAGGUGGUCCAGAGGUUCCAGGAGGCUGGCUUCAUGGUGGAUCUGAAUGACGACCCCGGAGCCACCUUAAAUAAGAAGAUCCGCUGGGCUCAGCUGGCCCAGUACAACUACAUAUUUGUGGUGGGCGAUAAGGAGCGUGACGGCGGCUCGGUGAACGUGAGGAGUCGAGGAGGGAAGCAGCUGGGCAGGAGGCCGACGGAGGAGGUGCUGAAGGACCUCAUGAAGCUACGAGACUCCAGGAGCAACGAGGAAGACUUCUGAUGAGGAAACACCUUGAUUUACAUUCUGCUGACAAGAAAACACAAUAAAAAUAUACAAAACACCA